Salvia miltiorrhiza (redroot sage) is the source of this 399-nucleotide messenger RNA. RefSeq lists its product as uncharacterized. Gene Ontology annotation, biological process: regulation of endocytosis. The transcript is spliced from 3 exons. Lineage: Eukaryota; Viridiplantae; Streptophyta; Magnoliopsida; Lamiales; Lamiaceae. Gene Ontology annotation, molecular function: GTP binding; GTPase activity. The record is from RefSeq and is a predicted model, not a curated record. Gene Ontology annotation, cellular component: endosome. Bases 1 to 399 code for a protein of 132 amino acids.
AUGGACAAAGUAAAGUACCAAUUCAAGUUCUCUCAUAACGCGGGACUUGGAUCUUUCUUGUUAAAUUCAAUGACAGGAAAAACUACAAGCUUCGCAGAGAAGGCCUUCGAAGAAAAGAGGCAGACACUCUGGCGAAACAAGAUUGCGGGGAGCAAAGAAACCCGCCACAAGUUCUGCAACAUGGCUCAUCUGGGCCAUUGGUUCACGGAUAAGAGGUUCCAGCCGGUGCAUGAUCUCGCAAUCGGAGUUGAAUUCGGUGCUCGGAUGGUUACUAUCGACGGCCGCCCGAUUAAGCUUCAGAUUUGGGAUACUGCUGGUCAAGAGUCAUUCAGAUCGAUCACUAGAUCAUAUUACAGAGGGGCAGCUGGUGCACUUUUGGUUUACGACAUCACCAGGUAG